Messenger RNA from Closterium sp. Yama58-4, 336 nucleotides. The record is from the annotation of a GenBank genome assembly. Lineage: Eukaryota; Viridiplantae; Streptophyta; Zygnematophyceae; Desmidiales; Closteriaceae.
AUGCGCCAGCAUCGGCCACUUCACCACCUCCCCCACCGCCUGCCGCCCGUGCGCCGCCCACAGCUGCCGCCCGGCCUGCGCCGCCCCCUGUGCUGCUGGUCCCAUGCUGAAACGGAGGGCAAGGAAGAAUCACGGGGGUUAUGCAGCGUACGCUCCCCCGCCCCCUUCCCCGCUCCCAACCCCGCUCCCUCCCCCGCUCCCUCCCCCGCUCCCUCCCCCACUCCAUCCCCCGCUCCCUCUCCCGCUCCCUCCCCGCUCUCUCCCCCGUUCCCACCCCCGUUCCCUCCCCCGCUCCCUCUCUCCCUCCCUCCCCCCCUCCUUUUUCCCCCCCUCUGA